AUGGCGACCUCCAUGGUUUGCCUGGUUGCGCUCUGCCUCGUGUCUCCGCUGCUCCUCGCCGGCGCCGUCCUCGGCAACCCGGGCUACGGCGGUUUGUUUCCACAGUUCUACGAUCACUCGUGCCCCAAGGCAAAGGAGAUCGUGCAUUCCAUUGUGGCGCAGGCCGUGGCCAGGGAGACCAGGAUGGCGGCGUCCCUCGUCAGGCUGCAUUUCCAUGACUGCUUUGUCAAGGGUUGCGACGCUUCUGUCCUGCUGGACAACAGCACAAACAUUGUGAGUGAGAAGGGGUCCAACCCCAAUAAGAACUCCAUCAGGGGGUUCGAGGUCGUCGAUGAGAUCAAGGUCGCCCUUGAGACCGCCUGCCCCGGCACCGUCUCCUGCGCCGACAUCCUCGCUCUCGCCGCACGCGACUCCACCAUCCUCGUCGGUGGCCCUUACUGGGAUGUGCCACUCGGGCGGAGGGACUCUCUAGGCGCGAGCAUCCAGGGCUCCAACAAUGACAUCCCAGCACCAAACAACACCCUUCCCACCAUCAUCACCAAGUUCAAGCGCCUCGGCCUCAACAUCGUCGACGUUGUCGCCCUCUCAGGUGGCCACACCAUCGGCUUGUCCCGCUGCACCAGCUUCAGGCAGAGGUUGUACAACCAGUCCGGCAACGGCCUCGCCGACAGCACGCUGGACGUGUCCUACGCGGCUCAGCUGAGGCAGGGGUGCCCACGCUCUGGUGGCGAUGACAACCUCUUCCCGCUCGACAUCGUCACCUCCACCAAGUUCGACAACUUCUACUUCAAGAACAUCCUUGCCGGCAGGGGCCUUCUCAGCUCGGACGAGGUCCUGCUCACCAAGAGCGCCGAGACGGCGGCGCUCGUGAAGGCGUAUGCAAAUGAUGUGCAUCUCUUCUUCCAGCACUUCGCCCAGUCAAUGGUGAACAUGGGCAACAUCUCGCCACUCACUGGGUCACAAGGGGAGAUCAGGAAGAACUGCAGGAGGCUCAACAAUUUCCACUGA
Messenger RNA from Triticum turgidum subsp. durum (durum wheat), 1008 nucleotides. The record is from the annotation of a GenBank genome assembly. NCBI's taxonomy places the organism in Eukaryota, Viridiplantae, Streptophyta, Magnoliopsida, Poales, Poaceae.